Anastrepha obliqua is the source of this 427-nucleotide messenger RNA. RefSeq lists its product as uncharacterized. The record is from RefSeq and is a predicted model, not a curated record. The coding region runs from base 56 to 427 and encodes 123 amino acids. The transcript is spliced from 3 exons. NCBI's taxonomy places the organism in Eukaryota, Metazoa, Arthropoda, Insecta, Diptera, Tephritidae.
GUUUUUAUAAGCGAACACAUAAAAGAAAGGAGUAAGGAAGAAAUUCAACUGCAGAAUGAAUAUGAAGCUUGGCAAAAUAUCAAAGUUUCCCACGGAUGAAGAUAUUGUGGAGCCAUUGGGAUCUAAAUCCGAUUUUGAGCUUGAUAGCGAAAGUGAUAUAGAAGAUGAUUUGCAAGAUGAUAUGGUGCAACCAGUUUCAAUCGAGCUAGUUGCAAAUUCGUUCAAGAUUUUGCGGUCAUAUUUAAAAACCAAUGAACAUACAACGGAUUCUCUGUACAAUGGUUUAAAUAAUAUUGAAGCUUUUUUUGAAGAUCAGAAUAAAAAAUCCUCUCGUCAAUCCCAAAUAACUGACUUUUUUACUUUAAAGGAAUGGAAGCUAUACAUCUAUUCAUACAAUGUUAUUAAUUAUCAACUAUACAUAAUUUGA